Messenger RNA from Lagopus muta (rock ptarmigan), 1470 nucleotides. Its product is annotated as lymphocyte antigen 6E-like. The transcript is spliced from 3 exons. NCBI's taxonomy places the organism in Eukaryota, Metazoa, Chordata, Aves, Galliformes, Phasianidae. Gene Ontology annotation, molecular function: acetylcholine receptor inhibitor activity. The record is from RefSeq and is a predicted model, not a curated record. Bases 308 to 691 code for a protein of 127 amino acids.
UAUUUCAUCAGUGCAGCUGCUGCUUCUGUGGAAAGACAGGAGGAAGUAAAGGCAAUCAGAGAGAGAAGAGACAGCCCCCAUUUCCCAUUGCUCAUUAGACUGGAGGAGCAAUAACGAAGGUGCUAAAGGGACUUUUUCCCAAGGUGCUAUCGUGCACCAUGGGCUCCAGCAUGGAGAACUCCCACACGCACCUUACACACCCUUGGGUUGACUUCAUGCCUGGAACCUGUAAAACUGCUGCUGUUCAAAAGGUAUAUAACCUGUCCUCCAAACACCUUCCCAAUUGAGCUGAGAGGAUCUGGUGGAGAUGAAGACUACUCCUGUUAUCUUGCUGGUUGCUGUCCUGUGUGUGGAGCAAGGUUAUCCAUUUAUGUGCUAUGUGUGCCAAGAACAGGAGUCCAACAAGGACUGUUUAACCAUUUCCAUGUGUGCAAAGGAAGACAAAUAUUGUGUGACUGUCCGUGACAAAGUUGGAACAAACUCUGACAAGCCUAAGUAUGUCAUCUCUAAGAUGUGCUCUCCAACGUGUCCAGAAACAAGUCAGCAACAAACCCAAGCCCACCGGAAUGUUUCAUGCUGUGAGAAACCAUUGUGCAAUGUGAAUGGAGGCAGCAGCAAGCAAGGCAGCUAUGCAGCGACGUUCCUGGGUGUCCUAGCUAGUAUCACUUACAUUUUUGCCUGUGGACAGUGAUGGCUUAGGAAAAGCACCCUGUGUUGGCAUUAUUGUCUAAAAUAAAAUUGUGUUACACCGGGAUAAUUACUGCUCUAAGAGCUCAUGACUUGCAGAUGAGCUUCGCCUGGGAUUUUCAAGAAUCUCAGUAAGUUAGAUGCUGAACUCCCAUUGAUUUCCUAAUCCUCCUUGAACCUGAAGUGUCUUCAGACAGUCAUGUCAUCUAAGAAAACACAUCUAAGAAAGACCCUUUUGACAUGUUCAGGCUUCAAAUAGUUACAGCUCUGAAGAUAAUCUUGAAGACACACUUUUUUCUCUUUGAGUUUUUGAACACCAUGCGGAAUAGCAAUCCACCCUGCCAGAAAUACAGGUAAUAGUUCAAUAGUUAUGUCAGCACAGUGGAGAAGUUCAGUACCUUCUUCAGGUCACAAUAUGUUGGUUAACAAACAUCAGUUCAUAAACAAGAAAGAAGAGAUAAAUCUUAUUUCUGGCAAUUUCUGGAAAUUCCUCCAGCCUCAGUCGGCAACAAUUUCUGGUUCCCAUGGCUAUUUGCACUUGGAAGGGUAUCUAUCAUGAGCAUUCUUCAUCUCCCAGCUCUGAUGUGCCAAAUGAGUUUGGAGAAAAGGCAAAGAGGAACAAAUGAGACCUAGAGAGGAGAUGCAAUGUCUGGUAGUGGGGAGAUGGAAGGGAGAAAGAAACGGUUUGGCAUACACAGACCUGGUCCAGCUGGAAAAGAAAAUGUCUCCAUAUCUAUUUCCCUUUUUUUUUCUUUCAGGGCCAACUCAACCCAACUGCUAUUG